Messenger RNA from Cladocopium goreaui, 627 nucleotides. The record is from the annotation of a GenBank genome assembly. NCBI's taxonomy places the organism in Eukaryota, Dinophyceae, Suessiales, Symbiodiniaceae.
AUGUCGUGGCUCCGCGGUGGCGCACAGGAGUGGAACCAAAAGUUCAGCGACACGUUGAGUCGCGCCGCCAGUUCGGUACAGCGCUUGGCAGAGCAGGCCGAGCUGACCCAGCUGGGCGAACACUUCUUGGCGUCAGCGCAGAACUUGGCGGAGCAAAGUGAGGCAGCUUGGAGCAACGUUGCCGAUAAGGUGACUGGCGGUGUGUCAUCUUUGGGUCUCACAUCAGAGGAUUCACCCCGUCGCAGCAGCGACCUGGCGCAGCAAUUUGUGAAAGAGGCCAAGCAGUUGGAGUCGUCAGGCACCGCACGGCUGAUGGUGGCGGACGUGGCUCAAGUGCUGCAUCUCUGGCAGGAGCGUUUGAGCGCGUCGUCCGCGCCGUCGGCGUCGAGAGGGACCAGUUCCAGACCUGCAGAGCCGACGGCGUUGAAAGCCCUGUUGCAGAGCAAAGCCAUGCACUUGGCGCUGACGUCCCUGACCCGGUCCCGUGCAGGUGCGGGGCGGAGAUGGGCGGAGCGGCGGAGCCCGGAGCCGCCACGACAUGGCAUCUUCAUCAACAAAGCCGUGAUGGAAACGGCAGUUGACGCCUGGGCUAGAUCUGGAAGGUGUCAAGAGAUGCAGGGUGACUAG